Molecule: messenger RNA, 199 nt
Organism: Racocetra persica
Lineage: Eukaryota; Fungi; Glomeromycota; Glomeromycetes; Diversisporales; Gigasporaceae
Source: the annotation of a GenBank genome assembly
AAUUGGUGAAACUGGUGAUACUGGUAAUGUUAGUGAAACUGGUGAUACUAGUAAAACUAUUGAAACUAGUGAUACUCGUAAUACUGGUGAAAUUGGUGAUACUGUAUCACCAGUGUCACCAAUUUCAUCAGCAUUACCAGCAUCACUAGUUUCACUAGUAUCACCAGUAUUACCAGUUUUACCAGUUUCACUAAUUUGA